This is a messenger RNA of Siniperca chuatsi (mandarin fish), 1041 nucleotides long. Its product is annotated as nectin-4-like. The transcript is spliced from 3 exons. The record is from RefSeq and is a predicted model, not a curated record. The coding region runs from base 93 to 713 and encodes 206 amino acids. Lineage: Eukaryota; Metazoa; Chordata; Actinopteri; Centrarchiformes; Sinipercidae.
UCAUGUCUGGGCGGGUCUGGUGUCAACAGCUGAACAGCAGGAAGAAGAAGUCACUGGUUGGAGCUUCAGCAGCUUAAGACAGCUCUGCCGUCAUGGCUGCUUUAACAUCUGCGCCACUCUGGCUGUUCGCAUGUUCAUGGAUCAUUGUUCACUGUGAAGACACAAAGGAGGUAACAGUGAAGCCUGGGGAGGACGUCCCUCUUCAGUGUCGGGGUCCCAGAGGUGCCAACAUCACACUGAUAGAGUGGAGCAGACCUGACCUGGGGUCAGAUCAAUAUGUCUUCCUCUUCAGAGACGGCCAUCUAAAUGAAAACUACCUGCUUCCAUCUUUCCGCGGUCGAGUGGAGCUGAGAGAUCCAGAGAUGAAGGACGGAGACACUUCUGUUGUCCUGAAGAACGUCAUCACCAACGACACUGGAACAUAUGAGUGUCAAGUUUCAGCUGACAGCAACAGACGCAGGAAGAGAGCCAUUGAGACCUUCAGCAUCAUCACCCUGACAGUGACAGACCCAGACCCAGACCCACACUCAGACCCAGACCCAGGUCAAGGAAGAGUUGGAGCUGGUGUGCCAGUUGCUGUGCUUCUUCUUGUCGUUGGUGUCGUUGGUGUCGUUGGUGUUGUUGGUUUGGUGAUCUUUAGAAAACGUAGAGGACGCACAGAGAAGAACUCACACCAAGAUGAUGAGACAGAAAGUGUCUUUCAGCUGGAGUGAAAGGUCUCAGAUCUCUUUUCCUCGUGAAUCUUUGUGUCCUGCUGCGAAGAUGAAAAUAAAAAGUUUCCACUUGCAGCGCUGAACAUUUCUGAUUGGCCGAGCACUUUAUGACUCUUCUCAGGGUGUUGUAUCAGACUGCUCUCUGUGUUCACUUCAUGUAUCACAUGUUUCAGUUUAUUGUUCUGCUUUCAGACGCUGUUUUCAAUGUUUCUUUGUUUUUAACUCUUUUCAUAAUAAUAAUGUAGCUGGUGAGAAGUUUGUACAAGUAAAACAUUCAGUGAUAUAAGGAACAUUUGCUUCAACAAGUUCAACUCUGUGAUCAGAUUUC